Molecule: messenger RNA, 2167 nt
Organism: Rana temporaria (common frog)
Lineage: Eukaryota; Metazoa; Chordata; Amphibia; Anura; Ranidae
Gene: ZFPL1
Product: zinc finger protein like 1
Exons: 8
Coding region: 250-1212 (320 amino acids)
Cellular component (GO): Golgi apparatus
Source: RefSeq, a predicted model, not a curated record
GGCGCUGCGCCGUACGCUUGUCACUGUCACUGUCACCCGGAAGAGACGUGGCAGACAGAAGUCAGGUAGAGGGAAAAAAAAUUAGAGAAAAGUCAGCAGCUGUUUAUGACGAGUCCUGUGAGGUGGAGGGGAGGUUAGAGGGGUCCUGGACUACAGCAGAGGCCGGAUACUGGAAGAAGAAGGAGCAGGGGGAAGAGGCUGGGUGGUGGGGCGUGUCUGACCCUGGCAGGAUAAGGUGUCUCUGCCAUUAUGGGUCUUUGCAAAUGUCCCAAGAGGAAAGUUACAAAUCUUUUUUGCUUUGAGCACCGGGUCAAUGUUUGUGAACACUGUCUGGUAGCCAACCAUGCCAAGUGUAUUGUUCAGUCAUAUCUACAGUGGCUUCAGGACAGCGAUUACAACCCAAACUGUCGUCUUUGCAAUACCCUGCUUUCAUCCAAGGAGACUGUACGCCUUGUUUGUUAUGAUCUAUUUCACUGGUCCUGCCUAAAUGAUCUGGCCUCUCAGUUGCCGACAAACACAGCACCCGCAGGGUACCAAUGCCCAAGCUGCCAGGGACCGAUCUUUCCCCCCAACAAUCUUGUCAGCCCAGUGGCCUCCACGCUGCGGGAUAAACUCUCACUGGUCAACUGGGCUAGAGCAGGCCUUGGCCUUCCUAUGAUUGAAGAGGCAGAGCCUGUAGAUGAAAUCUCCCAGCAUGACGUCACAGAUUACAGGGACUGGUCAGUUGUUAACUCAUCCUCUGAUCACCUAUCAGAAAGUCCAGAAAUGGCACAGCAGACAGGGUAUCUGUACAGCUCUGGCCCUACACCUAUGCCACAGCAUGGGUUGUCGGGAAGCACAUCAAAAGACCAUCCUGUCAUUAUUGGAGACACUGGAGGGGAGAGUGUUGCUAUGAAUGCAGCCUCCACACCUAGGAAAAUCUAUGACACUCGAGAAGUUGCUGGCUCCCAAGACACAGUGAUCGAUUUUGAUGAAGACAAAUACAGGAGGAGACCGACACUGAGCUGGUUGGCAAGAAUACUGCGAAAUCGUGCUGGUUCCAAGUCCCAGCCAGCUUCCACCAAACAGCGUUUUUUCAUUGUCCUAAUAAUUGGUGUAUUAGGCUUCCUUACCCUAAUUUUACUUAUGUCCAAAUGGGGUAGAGCAUCGGCUGAAAAUGACCCGAAUCUUGACCCACUAUUGAAUCCUCACAUCCGGGUUGGACAAGAGUAGAUGAUACUUCACCAUUCCAGAGAAAGACAGCCUUGGACUAUGUCCCCAUUUGAAAUUCCCAGUAGUAUACAAGGCCUAUGGUGUACCAAUCGGAGAACUUUUAACAAAUCAUCUGUUUUGGGAAGUACAACUUAAGUUUGUAACAGGAGAGGGCCUUGACUUACUCAACAUCAUUUACUUCAAGUCCCUUCAGCCUUUGCACUGAAAGAAAGGGGACAAAAAAAAGAAUUAAAAAAAAAAACGGAAGUGUUGGUCCAGUUGUGAUGGCCAAGGUGUGUAUUAUUUAGACCAGAAGGGACAAUGACCAUACUUUAUAUAACUACUGCUUCAGGGAAUGCGCGGUUCCCUGUAACUGUUUUGUGCCUUUUUAGAAAGGGCACGAGAACAACAGUUGGCUGAAUCAACAACCAGAAAGGGCUCCAGAGCCUGAAAACAACUAAAGAUCUUGUGGAAAAACUUCACCCUUCUUUUCGGUCUAAUUUUACAAUAACGGUUUUCUGUGUCUAUUAAGAGAUAAAAAGCAGAAGUCAAGAGAAUUUGUAACCCAUAGGAACUGGAAGUCAGACCCAUAAAUGUUUUGUAUACAGCUAUUUUUAAUGACCAUCCUGUAAUGCAUUCCUUUUUUCCCUGUAUCUGAUUUUUGCUGUUUUUCAUUGGCCAACAGUGUGAAAACAGUGAUGGAAUAAGUAAUGCAGGGUUCAUUAGAUAAGGGCAUAGUGACCGACAGUCACUACUUUUCUGAAUUUCAGUUAAAUAAUACAAGUUUCUUUCUGAUAUUUCCAUUCUGACAGGACACAUUGCUAACAAAUAAACACUAAAAUAUUUUAUGGCAUCGGUAAUUCUUAAACACAAAUCAAAAUAUACUGUUGACACUGUCCUAAAUUUGUUUCUGCUUUUGUGUAUGUUUGUGAUAAAAAUCAGGUAUUCUCUUUCAAAUAAACAAGGAUACAGAGUG